Messenger RNA from Cyprinodon variegatus (sheepshead minnow), 1047 nucleotides. RefSeq names its product proline-rich protein 2-like. The coding region runs from base 1 to 1047 and encodes 348 amino acids. Lineage: Eukaryota; Metazoa; Chordata; Actinopteri; Cyprinodontiformes; Cyprinodontidae. The record is from RefSeq and is a predicted model, not a curated record. The transcript has 4 exons.
AUGACUGUGGUGAUAGCAGCAAUGAAGCUGUAUCGCAGCGUUCUGGCCCACUACAUCCACAGACGAGCUCUACGCACCCCCGUUUCCCGAGAGUGGCCCCACCAGUCUCACCACCAUAGCCCGAGGGCCAGGGGCCGGCAGCAGGAGCCACCAGCCAGCCAGGCACAGGACCCGAGGCACCCCGGCACACCAGAGGCCACAGCAGCAGGGGUAGACAACCGGGCGCAUACCGGCCCAGACCCCAAGCAGCACCCCCCACAGAACCCGGGCCCCCCCUUGGGGGCAACGCGCCCCAGGGAUCCCAGACCCCCCGACCCAUCCCGGACCCACCCAGCAGAGGCAACAAGCCCGCCGAACGGAAACCCUACCGACAGCGCACCGCCCGCACGCGGGGGCCCGAGCGGCCCGACAGAAACAACACCGGAAGGCCGAUACGGACGAACCGACAGCACCAACCGAGCCCCCGGGCGGAAUCCCCCACCCAAAAACACAACGAAACCACUCCAUCCCGGCAACCUCAGAGCAGCAAAGCCACCCCAGCUGCACACCAGAAGCCGGUACAAGCAGCAAAAAGGAAGCAACAGACGCGACCCUGCUGCUCCCGCCGCGAAAGCCGCACGACCCACCCCGCUCCGGCCACGCACCGCCCACGGGCUGCCGAGAGGAGGACGGCCCCCCCCCGCCACCACCAAACACCAAGCAACCCUCCACUCCCAAACCCCGUGCAUGAUGCACGGCGCACCACCGGCGCCCGCCCCAACAAAGCGAAGCCACACCACCGACCCGGGGGGCAUCCCAAAGGGGCUCCCCGAAGCCCACAACCAGCCCACAACAGACACACAUGAACCCCGGCCACAGGCGCGACCACCCCUGCACCCCCCGGAUGCAACCACGCCAGGCGCCACGGCCAACCACCAAAACCCGCCACCGAAAGUCGAGGCACGCCCCGACGCCCUGCAGAACAGAAGCCCCCCGGCCGGCACCACAGAAGAACCAAUGCCCGGCGCCCAGCCCCACCCAGCAGCAGCACAGCUACCAGGCCAGUAG